Molecule: messenger RNA, 1350 nt
Organism: Caenorhabditis remanei
Lineage: Eukaryota; Metazoa; Nematoda; Chromadorea; Rhabditida; Rhabditidae
Exons: 4
Coding region: 1-1350 (449 amino acids)
Source: RefSeq, a predicted model, not a curated record
AUGAAGAUUGAAUACGUUUAUAACAUAAAAGAUACAAUCAUACGACCGCAGGAUUUUGUUUAUAUCAAUUAUCGGAAAAUCAAUAAUGAGGAUGUGCUGCCAUAUUUUAUCUUUCUGAAUACUGUUGUUGGUGUGAAAGUUAGAAAAAUUACAACAAGAAAACUGUGGAUGUUGCAAGAUAAAUUCAAGCGUAGACUUCACGACCUCAUUCAUUCUCAACUGAUUGGAAGUAAUGGUACACACAUCCAAACAGUGAUUGGACUGGAGGAAGCAUGUGAUGGAUGUGAGAAAUGUUCAAAUAUUGCACAAAAGUGUCUUGAAUAUGGUCCAUUGAGAUUCAGUACACUACAAACUAUGAUUUAUUCAAAGAACUACAAGAAACUGCAUGUGACCGAUAAACUAUUCGAAGAUAUUGCAGAGUACUGUAUCUCUAAAUCAAAGAACAAAAAAGAAUGUUUCAAAGAAAUGGAAAACACUAUUCACUCCACCAUCUCCUGUGAUAAACUUGCUAUAUGGAUAAAUGAAUCCAGAGUACUCCCGAAUGAAGAGCCAGAUUCAGAGUAUAAUCACAGGCAUAUGCCACGAGAAGUUAUCGAUACCAUUCUGAGAAAAUGGUAUGUGAAAUCUAUCAAACUCUGUAUGUUGCACAUGACAAAUGAAGAAAUGUGUAGUGUUGAAUGGCAACAGUAUGACUAUUUCACUCAAGUCAGGUUGAAUGAUCCAUAUUUGAAAACAAAGAAAUCAGAUUUGAAAUUCAACCAUGUCGAAGUGAGUUUGUCUUAUUCAUCUUACUGUGUGAGAGAUCUAGGCAACCGCCAAUUCAUUGGGAUCCAACCCAGAGGAUACGACAAUUUUAUUCCAAAUAUCAGAAGAAUGUUCCCUACGGAUAGAAUAACGAUGGACCUGUCACACUGGUUUGCUGUACCUGUCGUUAACAUUGAGAAGAAAAUGUCAACAAUAUUAGAAGUGGUCACUAUGGAACAACAUCUGAAUUUGAGUUUAGACAUCAAGUUCUUUGUAAGUAUUCUAAUUGUCAAAAAGCUCAAUGAGGAGACGAAAAAGGAAGAAUUGUUGUCAAUUGCUCCGGGAUAUGAUCUGGAGCCAGAAAGAUUACACUGUUUCAAGAAAUCGUCAGCGUUCAAUGCAGAACAUGGUCCGGAUGUAUUUCUUGACAAUAAAUGGAUUGGAAGAAGGUUUCAAGUAAAAAAUACUAUCAAUCAAUUCAAUUUUAAUUUGGAUGUGUAUAUCAAGGAGAAAGAGUUGGAAGAAGGACUGGAUAAAGAUCUACUACAGGAAUAUCCAAAUUCAUUUGUUGCACACUUUUGUCAUAAAAACCCUUUAAUUGUUUAA